Dioscorea cayenensis subsp. rotundata (Guinea yam) is the source of this 743-nucleotide messenger RNA. Its product is annotated as late embryogenesis abundant protein At5g17165-like. The transcript is spliced from 2 exons. The coding region runs from base 93 to 482 and encodes 129 amino acids. The record is from RefSeq and is a predicted model, not a curated record. Lineage: Eukaryota; Viridiplantae; Streptophyta; Magnoliopsida; Dioscoreales; Dioscoreaceae.
CCUCGAGAGUGUGAGGAUUGGGGAGCUCUUUCUCUCAAGAUUCCUUCAUUCCCGAUCUCUCUCGUUCGUCGUUUCUCUUCGUUCGCUAUUGCAUGGCAGCCAACUCGAAGGGGCGAGCGAUCGCUAGUUCUCUCGGUAAGCGAUUCGCCAACCGGAUCUGGGCUUCCACCUCUCGCGAUCAAGCUCCUUUGCCCUCUUCCUUCGCCUUGGCUUCUAGGAGGGGUGCACACGUGUCGUCGUACGAGAAGAACUACGACGACCAGGUGCACCCGGUGGUGGUCCCGGACGAUGUAAUCGGGUCCAGGUCCGACAAGUACUGGGGCCCACAUCCGAAGACCGGUGUCUUCGGCCCCUCCGAGCAACAACUCGCCGCCGGCGACUCCGCCUCUUCCGCCACUACGAGCAGCGGCGCUUCCUCGGUGCUGAACGAAACCCACUGGUUCCGCCCUCUCGAGGACGUCGACAAACCCCCCCACAACUAACGUGCUUUCCGCUUCGCACGUGCCGGAAUUAAUAAAUAGAUAAAAAAGGAAAAAAUAUCUCUAUAUAUAUAUAUAGUGAUAUAAAUAAAUAAAUAAAUAAGAGCGUUCACUGUUGUUGAUGAUACCUUUUAAGUGUGGUGUGGGGACCACUUGGGUUUGUAAUAUGGCGAGCCUGUUUUGGCACGUGCCGUUUCUUAUGUUUAUGGACUUCCGUAUGCUACGUGUUUGCAACUGUGCUAUUUUUAAAAUGUCUUUUUCUCU